AUGUCUUGGGAUCGAGUGCUUCCUGCUCCGGCUGGUCUGCACUAUGAAACCUCUCAAGUCAGACCCAGCGAUCUGCUUGACCACAAGAUCAUGAAUGACUCCCCCAAGCUCCAUGAUCGGCUGGUAUACCGCCCCGAUGUCAAAUAUACCGACUUGUGCGCCAACGCGGUGUCUCAAAUGCACCAGCACUUGAACCCAUACAACCAGCAGAAGAGCGCAGCCUUCCAGACCGACCCAAUGGAUGUAAGAGGCAUCAAACAGGGCCCAGUGAUAGCCACCAAGGGUAUCUCUCGAUCCUCAUCAUCCUCCGGCUCUGGCAGUUCCAGUCCCACGAAAUCAGUCAAGGAACGAGACUCAUUUUGUCUCUGCCAACCGGACCCGAAAGUCCCCCGCCCUCGGAAUGCUUUCAUCUUGUAUCGCCAGCACUACCAGGCGCAAGUGGUGGCUCAUAAUCCCGGAAUGGCCAAUCCUGAUAUUUCGAAAAUCAUCGGUGGCCAGUGGAGGAGCUUAUCAGACGAGGAAAAAGCAAAAUGGCGGGAGCUUGCCGAGGAGGAAAAAAUUCGUCACAAUCAACAGUAUCCUGGCUAUCGCUACCAGCCGCGGCGAAGCGGCCGCGAUGGUGGCCCUCGUAGUGCGGGCUCUGGUAUAAAUAACAAUCCAUCUGGAGGUACUCACUGCGCUCGAUGUGGCGGCCGCUUCAUGCAUCCGCCUUCACCAGUGACCCCAUUCACUCCGUCUGUUUCACCUGAGUAUCGAUCACCCAAUUUUCAGGGUGCUGGACAGUCGAAAUCACGGAUGAUGUCGGCUUCAAGUGCUUGCGCUAUGGGAAGGGACCCGACUGAGCCAAAGCUUUUCGACAUGCGAGCUGGGAAAGCCUUCGAUACUCGAGUCCGACCUCAUUCGGCGGAGGAUAUCAGUUCUCCAGAGAUCAAACGCCGCCGUGUCUCGGAUGUAAACGACCCGAUCCAAUCAAUGCAUCGCGACAGAAGCCCCGGCUCCUACCCACAGUCGUAUAGUGCUCGUCUAGAUGUGCAUCCACGAGCCAUGGGGUCGAUGGUUCAUGCACAGCACCAAUAUGGACCUCCCCAGCUCAAUCCUCAUCCUGACCCCAGCCUGAAGCUACCGCCCCUCCAGACCGUGACCCCAGUUAUGACACCCGCCACUCCAUUAAAAUUACAAGACUCUAGUGUCGAGGCCACUGUCAUGACAAUCCCCUUCUUGAACAAGAUAAAAGUCCUCGCAAAGAUCUCCCCACCCCUCUCGCCCUCUUUCCACACAAUUCCCCAAAGUCGAGGCCCCGUCAUCGCAAUCGAAGGCCAAGACCCUCACCUCGUCCAAAUAGCGGUCGAGCACAUCGACCGACUCCUCAAACGAGAAACAAAGUACCACGUCCGCAUUUUCGAAGGCCCUGAGCUCCGCACUCCACGCCCCAGCUCUGCCGAGAACGGCACUACCGACACAACGGCAGAGUACCUAACCAAGAUAUCCGCCUGGCACUCCGUCUCCGAAAAAAUAGUCCACUUCGUGAAAUCCGUUCCCGCAGCCCCAAAUGCCUCACUCCCUUCGCGGGCCAGCCCCGAAGUAGACACUAAAUCUACCGGUAGCCUCUCUCCGAAGACCCUCGUCCCCCAAACCGCAAACAUGAAUAUCCAUUCGCCGGCACACUCGAGUGAGAACAGCUCAGAGGGGAAGUCCCUGUACGCCCGCUCACUCUGUCUUCACCCCGGUCGCUUUGGUUCCGCGGUAUCAGCUGACGACUGCUGA
Penicillium chermesinum is the source of this 1764-nucleotide messenger RNA. Its product is annotated as putative HMG box transcriptional regulator. Gene Ontology annotation, molecular function: DNA-binding transcription factor activity, RNA polymerase II-specific; RNA polymerase II cis-regulatory region sequence-specific DNA binding. The transcript has 3 exons. NCBI's taxonomy places the organism in Eukaryota, Fungi, Ascomycota, Eurotiomycetes, Eurotiales, Aspergillaceae. Bases 1 to 1764 code for a protein of 587 amino acids. Gene Ontology annotation, biological process: negative regulation of transcription by RNA polymerase II; anatomical structure morphogenesis; cell differentiation. The record is from RefSeq and is a predicted model, not a curated record.